Alternaria atra is the source of this 981-nucleotide messenger RNA. RefSeq lists its product as uncharacterized. Gene Ontology annotation, molecular function: hydrolase activity, hydrolyzing O-glycosyl compounds. The transcript is spliced from 3 exons. Gene Ontology annotation, biological process: carbohydrate metabolic process. Bases 1 to 981 code for a protein of 326 amino acids. NCBI's taxonomy places the organism in Eukaryota, Fungi, Ascomycota, Dothideomycetes, Pleosporales, Pleosporaceae. The record is from RefSeq and is a predicted model, not a curated record.
AUGAAGUUCCUCCAAUCGCUGAGCACAUGUGUGCUCGCACUCUCCUCCCUUGUUAGCGCAGCAAGCUUCAGCAACCCACUCAGGCAGAAGGAUGGCUCAGACCCGCACAUUGCCUGGAGCGGUGGCUACUAUUACAUGAUGACAACGACAUGGACAAACUUGUCAAUUACGAGGGCGAAGACGCUGGGAGGCUUGAAGACGGGAGAGACAAAGGUUGUUUGGACCGACUCGAACCCAGACAGGUGCUGCAACAUGUGGGCACCUGAGCUGCACUACCUCGAUGGUGCUUGGUACAUCUACUACACUGCCGGUCGCAAUGGCGUCGACAACUUGGACCUUCAGCGUCCUUACGUGCUUAAGGGUGGUGCGGAUCCCUUCGGCACAUACACCUACCUUUCCCAGCUUACCAACGUGUGGGGUAUCGAUGGCUCUAUCGUCCGCUUCAGCAAAUGGGGUAACUACUUUACCUGGUCUUGCAUGUCCGGCUCACUCCAAUCACUCUGUAUCGCACCCAUGACCUCACCCGGCAAGAUCGGCGCCACUAAAAUCCUCUCCACACCUACUGAAUCCUGGGAAAGGAACGGCAGCCCUGUCCAGGAAGGCCCCAUUGCCAUGUAUCACGGCGGCAAGACAUACAUCGCUUACUCGGCAAGCUUCUGCUGGACACCCAACUACAGCUUGGGCUUGCUCACCUGGAACGGAUCUGGUGACCCAGCACUCAGUGCAAGCUGGAAGAAGAGCAGCGGUCCUGUCUUCACUAAUGCUAAUGGAAACUACGGCCCUGGUCACAAUGGAUUCUUUACCAGUCCCGAUGGCACCGAGAUCUGGAACGUUUACCACGCUACUGCUAUCACAACCGGAGCUUGCGAUGGUAACAGGUACACAAUGGCGCAGAAGGUCAACUGGAACGCUGACGGCACUCCAAACUUUGGAACCCCAGUAAGGCCGGGUACCACGAUUGCCGGACCUUCUGGCGAGUAA